Molecule: messenger RNA, 2043 nt
Organism: Brassica napus (rape)
Lineage: Eukaryota; Viridiplantae; Streptophyta; Magnoliopsida; Brassicales; Brassicaceae
Product: E3 ubiquitin-protein ligase RDUF2-like
Exons: 1
Coding region: 721-1896 (391 amino acids)
Biological process (GO): protein ubiquitination
Cellular component (GO): cytoplasm
Molecular function (GO): ubiquitin protein ligase activity
Source: RefSeq, a predicted model, not a curated record
GUGUAUGUAUAAUCUAUUUUUAUCAACUUAGCACCUACAUACUAGUAUCAACUAGUCAAUGCAUAUAUAGAUACGAGUUGGUUUAGAUAAUGUAUUCUAUCAGUUUAUUGAGCCAUCAACGUGUAAGAAAAUCUAAUUUUCUAAAGACUCCCACCUUCCACCUCUUUGCCAAACAUUAUAACAUGUCACAAAUUGUUUUUACUUUUUUUAUUGUCAACCACAAAUUGUUUUACUUAACAAAUGUAAAAUACAGCAUUUAAGUUAUAGAAAGGGGAAAAGUGAAAUAAUUAUUAAGCAGUCGGCACACUUUUGCUUCUGUCAUGAUUCACAGGCCGAAACGGUGUCGUCUGGUGGUUUUUCCCAGAAAAAACGGAGAUCAAAUGGGUUCCACAUAAGGCCCACAAACAGCGGACACGGCGCUACUUUUGAAUUUUCUUUAAAAAACGUUCAGCGUUUGGUCAAAACACCUUACAGACGCCUCGAACGUUCCUUCUCUAGACAUAUAUAACGACUGUUAAUACCUCCGCUAUCUUCUAGACUUCUACCCAGUCAAACACUUACCACGUGUCUAUUUACCGUCUAAAUCCAACGUCGUUAAUUCCGCUCGCACGACCGCUUUAAAAACCACGUUUUCAUUUUCUCAUCUCUCUCAUUUAACUAUUAGUCAGCGAUUCCCCUCUCUCUCUCAGAUCCUCUCACCGAGUCAGAAGGUUUUAAAAGAUGCCGUCAACGCCGCCUACAACUCCGUCCACGACGUCGUAUUGGUGUUACAGCUGCACGCGAUUCGUCAGCGUCUGGGCUGAACACGGCACCACCGAGGGCCUCGCUUGUCCUCACUGCGACGGCGGAUUCAUCGAAGAAGUCACCGAUUCCUCCUCCGCCGCCGCCGCCGCCGAAUUAGCCUCCCCAGCUUCCGCCGAAGUUAGAUCGAUCAACAGCAGCCGUAGAUCCGUGAUUAGACGGCGGAGAUCCAGUCGCCGUCCCUCUUUUAACCCCGUCAUCGUUCUCCAAGGAGGCGCCGGCGAGGGAGAAGACGGAGACGCGGCUAGGGACCGACGCGCUUUCGAGUUUUACUACGAUGACGGAUCCGGAUCGGGUCUCAGACCUCUUCCGGAUUCAGUAUCCGAGAUCCUGAUGGGAUCCGGAUUCGAGCGGUUGCUCGAGCAGCUGAGUCAAAUCGAGGCGGCGGGUGGCGGAAUCGGCAGAUCCGGGAACCCGCCGGCGUCGAAAUCGGCGAUUGAGUCUUUGCCGAGAGUCGAAAUCUCCGAUUGCCAUAUAACCGCGGAGGCGAACUGCGCGGUGUGCACGGAGGUUUUCGAGGCGGAGACGGAGGCGCGUGAGAUGCCGUGUAAGCAUAUUUUCCACGAGGACUGCAUCGUGCCGUGGCUUUCGAUUAGGAACUCGUGCCCGGUCUGCAGAUUCGAGAUUCCUUCGGAGUCUAACCAACAAGGGAGCAGCGAGGAGGGUGAUAGCGCCGUGGGGAUGACGAUAUGGAGACUCCCCGGAGGAGGGUUUGCUGUCGGGAGGUUUAACGCGGCGAUGAGAGAUGGGGAGAGAGUGUUGCCUGUUGUGUUGACGGAGAUGGAUGGUGGUGGGCUUGGGGGUAACAGCGAGGGGCCUAGACGGAUCUCGUGGGUUAGAGGUAACGGGGCUGUUGAAUCAGAUGGUAGUAACGGUGGUGGAUCCGGGUCGGGAGGGAGGUUGAGACGGAUGGUUCGUGGAGUGGUGUCGUUGAUGAGGAGAGUGAGACCGAACCGUGGGUCGAAUUUAUCUUCUGCUGCUGUUUCAUCUUCGGACAGUGAAGUGGAAUCUAGGGUUAUGGAUCGGUCUAAUUCAGUGCUGAGGAGAUACUUUGGGAGGAACAGAAGUAACAGAGGUUCUUCAGUUCUGCAUUGAUAUAUAUAAUGGUUUGUUUUGUUCAUUAUUCAAGAGUGUAUAUAUAAGAGUUCAGAAGAAAGAUUGCAACUAUUUUUAAAAUUCGAUUGAUUCUUCGUAUGUUACAUUACAUCAAAAUUUCUUAAUGAUCAUUCAAGUUUUCAUGUU